GGGCAUUCCUCAUUUUCUUUUUAGUUGCCAGUCGAGUAAGAUCAGAAAUCCCACAAAAUUACAGUCAGCUAAAAAUUGUUCACAAAAUUUGCUCUAAAAUUAUUGAGAGUAUUAGAGGUAAAAACGAUGCAGCCCCAAAGGGAUAUGUGCAAAUGUUUGCUCAACAUAACGCGUUGCGUGCAGCAGACUUGCGCCUACAGCACCAGACGUCAUUUCCUGGCCAUGCAGGCCCUGAACGCCCGAAGGAUCCGCGAGUCGAAUGCACCCGAAAAGGAGGUGGACGCUACCGCCGGCAGUGACGGGCGUGGGAUCCAAGCGGGCGACCGCCUCCCAACGGCCGUGAGUCUGGUUCGACGCAACCUGCCGGGAUCGGCUAGGAACGAGCUGAACACUGCAUUCCACCAGUACGGGAAGUCGAUGACCGACUUGGCCAAAAGCGCCCGCAAGAUGUACAAGACCGCUCGACUGAGGAGCGUUGCUCCACAGCCAUCGGUGAUGGAGAAAGUCAACUGCCUGGGCUUGGGUCCUAUAAAGUCCCAAGAGCAAAGCACUUGUGCUAUAACCGAGCGCCUGACCAAGCUGUUCUUCCAGGACCCCUGGGACUUCCCGAAGAGUGGGGGUUCAAGCAAGUGAGGCACAGCGCUGGGGCUUCCAAAUCGUAUACUAAGGAUCUCAUUUAAGCGGUAGCUCUAAGACAUUACAAGAAACGCGAAUGUUUGUAACUUUGUAACGUUUUUUAAAUACAAUGUCUAGUUACCAGCAA
Messenger RNA from Drosophila biarmipes, 763 nucleotides. RefSeq lists its product as uncharacterized. The coding region runs from base 127 to 633 and encodes 168 amino acids. NCBI's taxonomy places the organism in Eukaryota, Metazoa, Arthropoda, Insecta, Diptera, Drosophilidae. The transcript is spliced from 3 exons. The record is from RefSeq and is a predicted model, not a curated record.